Messenger RNA from Zea mays, 1949 nucleotides. Its product is annotated as Protein POLLENLESS 3-LIKE 2. Gene Ontology annotation, molecular function: protein binding. The record is from RefSeq and is a predicted model, not a curated record. The transcript has 3 exons. Lineage: Eukaryota; Viridiplantae; Streptophyta; Magnoliopsida; Poales; Poaceae. Bases 120 to 1670 code for a protein of 516 amino acids.
AACCCUGCUACCAGCCAGCGUACUGCCACUGCCACCGCUCCGCUUUCCCGUCGUCUCCCUGUUGCUCUGCUGCACAGCAAUCGUCUCGUUUCAUACAGGGCAGGGAAGUCAGGAGGAAGAUGAUGCAGCAGGAGCCCUGGAACGCCGCCGCCGCCAUGGGGCUCCUCCGCCCGACCAAGUCGGCGCCCUGCUCGCCCAUCAAGCCGCCGCCGGCGACCAUGCUGCGGACUCACUUCCACGUCGCGCACAAGGUGCCGGUCGGCGACACGCCCUACGUGCGAGCCAAGCGCGUCCAGCUGGUGGACAAGGAUCCGGAGAAGGCGAUCGCGCUGUUCUGGAGUGCGAUCAACGCCGGAGACCGCGUUGACAGCGCGCUCAAGGACAUGGCCAUCGUGAUGAAGCAGCAGAACCGCGCCGAGGAGGCCAUCGAGGCCAUCAAGUCGCUGCGCAGCCGAUGCUCCGACCAGGCGCAGGAGUCCCUCGACAACAUCCUCCUCGAUCUCUACAAGGUUCGUGCUCGUACUUCGUCUACCUUAAUUUCUCUGCACGUGCGCUCGAUUCAUGCCUCUGGCUCUGAGACGGUAUUAAAUUUAAAUGCGCAGAGAUGCGGGCGGCUGGACGACCAAAUCUCGCUGCUCAAGCACAAGCUGCAGCUGAUCAACCAGGGCCACGCCUUCAACGGCAAGCGGACCAAAACGGCUCGCUCUCAGGGCCGCAAGUUCCAGGUCACCCUGGAGCAAGAAGCCACCAGGCUCCUUGGUAACCUGGGGUGGGCGCUGAUGCAGAAGGAGAACUACACGGAAGCGGAGGGAGCGUACCGUCGGGCGCUGCUCAUCGGGCCGGACAACAACAAGAUGUGCAAUCUGGGCAUCUGCCUUAUGAAGCAGGCCCGCGUGCUCGAGGCCAAGGAUGUGCUCAAGCAGGUACGCCCCGCGGCGGUUGAUGGUCUGCGCGGCGCCGACUCUCACCUCAAGGCCUACGAGCGAGCGCAGGAGAUGCUGCGGGACCUCGAGACCAAGCUCAUCGGCCGCCCGCCCGCUGACCAGCUCGACACGAACUGGCUCUUCGAUGCGCUGCUGCUGGGAUCGUCCUCAAGCAUCUGGCAGCCGCAGCCGUGCACCGAUCACUUGCUGCCACCUCCUGUUCCGGCUCCAGCCACGGCGCCGCGCGGCCACUUCGCCGAUGAAAACGCCGGUGUGAGCAAGAAGCUGGCGGUGCUCCAGGAGAACAUGCUUAAUGUGGACGCGCAGCCCUUCUACUCUUUGCGGGUGCCGUCGCUUGCAGCCAAGUCACAUAACACGCUGCCUCAGCGGCAACAGCAGCAGAAGCCAGCUCCUGUCCAUGAUCCCCUGGGCAACCUGAAGAGAACACGGUCCGGCAAUUGCAUGGACAAGGCAGGAGCAGUGGUGUUCAAGGAGCAGAGCAUCGACGAGAACAGCGGCAGGAGGAAGUCGCUGUCAGCUGAGGACAGGUGGCCAGAGCUACCCGACCACAGCGCGUUCGAUGAGGCCCUCGUCGCCGUCGUCCUGGCUCCAGUGCUCGACGACGAACCAACAGCUACUGAAGUCAAGCUGCCGGCGAGCUGCGACACGAGCCCAGCGGUGAAGGAAAAGAUCGGCAAGAGGCUGAGGAUCUUCCAGGACAUCACACAGACAGUGAACAGUUUCUGAUUCGUUUUGGUUUUCUUCAAUUUCCUACUCACAAAUUAAUCAGGGAAGGAGAAAGGACUUGUUCUCCUGGGACCUAAAUUAAUCAGGGAUUCGAUUCGAUUUUUAAUUUGAUGCUGAUUUUAAUUUAAUUUAUUAACACACAAAAAUAACAGCUGAUUCGCUUCUUCAGCUUGACACUUUAGAAGCGCGUGCUUCCUUUACCGCAAGAUUCUCCUCGUAAUAGAAGUUGCAUCUUGUUCUAAUUUCAUUUCUUUUGAAAUAACAAAGUUCAUUUGUGUA